This is a messenger RNA of Cynara cardunculus var. scolymus (artichoke), 1213 nucleotides long. RefSeq names its product caffeic acid 3-O-methyltransferase. Bases 41 to 1138 code for a protein of 365 amino acids. Lineage: Eukaryota; Viridiplantae; Streptophyta; Magnoliopsida; Asterales; Asteraceae. The transcript is spliced from 4 exons. The record is from RefSeq and is a predicted model, not a curated record. Gene Ontology annotation, biological process: methylation. Gene Ontology annotation, molecular function: S-adenosylmethionine-dependent methyltransferase activity; O-methyltransferase activity.
GGACUACAUUCAACCAAACUCUCAAUCGAAACGGCAAAAAAUGGAAAAUGAAGAUGGAGAAACGCCGCCGCGUACGGCGGAUACCAACAACGGCGCCAGGCUCUCGAUCAUGGAGCUGGCGAACAUGAUCAGCGUCCCUAUGUCCCUCAAUGCGGUGGUUCGCCUCAACGUCGCCGACGCCAUAUGGCAAAACGGCUCAAACACGCCUCUCUCCGCCUCGGAGAUUCUCUUCCGUAUCUUCUCUUCCGGCGUCGGAGAUCCUGAAAACCUCCAGCGGAUUCUCCGCAUGCUCACGAGUUACGGUGUUUUUAACGAACACGUCAGCUCCGGCGAGGAAUUGAAAAGAAGAUACUCGUUAACAGACAUCGGGAAGACGCUAGUGACGGACGAAAAGGGUUUGUCGUACGGACCGUACGUUCUACAGCACCACCAGGCGGAGCUGAUGAAGGCGUGGGCGGUGGUUCAUGAGGCGGUAGUUGAUUCAUCGACGGAGCCUUUCGUGAAAGCUAACGGCGGCGAGACGGCGUACGGAAUCUACGGGAAGAAACCGGAAAUGAACGAUCUGAUGCUGAAGGCAAUGUCAGGGGUAUCGGUGCCGUUUAUGAAGGCGGUUCUGGAAGGAUACGAUGGUUUUGAAGGUGUUGAACGAUUGGUGGAUGUGGGUGGUAGUGCAGGGGAUUGCCUGAGGAUGAUUCUACAGAAACAUACCCAUAUUAUGGAAGGUGUCAACUUUGAUUUGCCAGAAGUGGUUGCAAAAGCUCCUAAAAUUGAUGGUGUGACACAUGUUGGUGGUGAUAUGUUCAACUCCAUUCCCCAUGGUGAUGCAAUUUUUAUGAAGUGGGUUUUAACGACAUGGACAGAUGAUGAGGUGAAGGCUAUCAUGAUCAACUGUUUUAAAUCGAUACCAGUUGGGGGUAAGUUGAUUGCUUGUGAGCCAGUGUUGCCUGAUCACACUGAUGAUAGUCACCGCACCCGAGCCUUGCUCGAAGGUGAUAUCUUUGUCAUGACAAUUUAUCGUGCCAAAGGCAAACACCGAACAGAAGAUGAGUAUCGUCAACUUGGCAAGUCAGUCGGUUUCUUAAGUUUCCAAGCGAUUUAUAUUGAUCAUUUCUACACUCUCCUCGAGUUUAAAAAAUGAUGAGCCUUGAUUAUAAUUUAGUAUCGAACUUCUUGUACCCCUUUAUUCCAAUAAUUUAGUAUCGAACUAAGCAAA